CUCCAUUUUGUACGAAAUCGUCCAUGCGUCAGUAUCGCUUCUGUGAAUUAUCCCAUAAUGAAAACGAUCUGUGCAAAAGAAAGUAUUUGGAAGAAAUAUAAAAAAUGGCGUGGAAAUGUGUAGUAGUGUUAGUAUUUUUGUGUGGUUGUGAUUGCGGUCAGUUAUGCCCUAGGCAAUGUGAUUGCGAUGUGUAUAACGGGCUUAAUCGGGCCACCUGUGAGGGGCAGAAUAUAAUCAGCAUGGAGGUGGGAGUGCCCAGCGGAGUGCAGGUCUAUAGUCUGAGCCAUAAUGUGAUAAGUGGAUUGGAGAACUAUUGCUUCAAGGAAGCAGGUAUAACUUCAAUAGAAGUGCUAAACCUCUCAUACAACCAGCUAUCUUGGAUCGGCAUCCACGCAUUCGCGGGCCUGGAUAAGCUGGUGCACCUGGAUUUGAGCGGCAAUCGGCUUAGGGCGUUGGUGAUGGACCUCUUCUUCGAAACUCCAAUGCUGGAAAUGCUGGAUUUGUCGGGAAAUGUUUUUGAGGAGCUCAAAAAUCAACCUUUAAUAGAACACACAAAGUUGAAAGUGUUAAACCUCAACAACUGCCGGAUAAAGUCGCUGCCAGACAGAAUAUUCAGCCGUUUACCAAACUUACGUAAAUUGGAUUUGAGCGAAAACUACCUAAUUUCUUUAAACACGGAAGUCCUGAAACCACUACGAAAACUAGAGAGGUUAGAAUUACAGAACGACUACUGGAACUGCGACUCUAAUUUCAUGGCAGUAGAAGCUUGGAUAACUUCACAUCGCAUCAGCUAUACGAAGAAGUGCGUCAGAAGAUCCCCUAAAAUGUUUGAGAAAAUUAUAUCGGCAGCGCCCGUCGAGCGACCAGAUGUCGACGUUAAAGACGUUUGGAACAUCACUUCUGAGAAAAAUGAAACACUGCCCGUUCUAAAACCCACAAAGCAACUGACCUGGUACGAGAAAAUUGACAAAGAAUUUUCAUCGUCGCAAGCGUUUAUUAUAGGAUUGGAAUUGGGGUUGGCGAUCGGUAUAGUGGUCACUUACAUUUGGUUACGCUCGCUAUGCGGGUGUCGACGAGUGAAUUGCACGCGACCUCAAACUAGAAGGCAGAGGCGACGAGCGCAGAGGGUGGACAGUGAUAUGAGGACGAAUUUACUGUGGAGCAGCGGUAUUAAUCCGGAUUUGGAGACUCCUCCGCCGUAUAGAAGGCAGUUGUCGCUGCCGUACGGCGUGCCGGGGCCCCGCGGGCCGGGGCUGCGCGCCGACGCCGUCCGCGUCCCGGCGCCGCGCGGCGACACUCCGCCGCCUCCGUAUCAUGAGUGUAGAAUCAACAUAUAAGUGCACUUGAGACGAUGACUCAUACCUACUGUGGAAACUAAACUAUCCUUUGUUGUGAUAUUGUGCUAUUAUUGUAUACGCUUCGAAUUGUGUUUACGUACUGACUUUGAUAAGUUUUUUUAAACAAUGUGAUAUAGUCGGCAGCGGAUACAUACAAAUCAGUGGCGGAUUAGACACGUGGCAAAAGUAGCAAAUGCCACGGGCCCCGCGCACUUGUGGCCGUAACAAUCCUAAGUUUCACUUACAAAAUAAGAACAAUCCGUGGGCCCCAUUAUAGAAUUAGAAUUUGCUACAGGCCCCGCGCUGCCUUUAUCCGGCACUGAUACAAAUAAGUCAUCUAGAUUAUGGAUAUUAGCGCUUACACGCUUGUUAAUAACGUCGAGUGUCGCUCGUGAACUCAUUUUCCCCUUAAUAUACACGGUGGCUAAAAAAUAAGUGCAUUCCCGUUGCCAGGGACGUUUUGGGAUUAUACUGAGCAACUUUUACUAUGGCACCAACCCCGGAAUCGCGAAAAAAUUUUUGGCUGUUUCAUACAUUUUGGCUGGUCCAUUUUCUAUGGGAGGGUAAAUUUUUUUUUUCGCGAUUUCGUGGUUGGUCCCAUAGUAAAAGUUGCUCAGUAUAAUCCCAAAACCUCCCUGGCAACAGAAAUGCACUUAUUUUUUAGCCAUCCUGUAUAACCAGACGGUAAAUAAAAACAAUUUAUUUAUAUUAUUUAUUUUAAUGUUUUAUAAAUACCAUUAUCACAUUUCUUUUAAAUAUAAAAUUUAUAUAAUCUGUUAUAAUAUAAAAACAUAUUCGCUAAGUCAGACUCAUAGAAAUAUUGUUGAAUUUAAAAUAAAUCCUUUAAAUCUAAACUGAUAUAAUAAUUUGGGUAACUAUAAGAAUUUUGUACAUAAAAUAACACAACCUCAUGGCAAAUUGUUGAAUAAUCACCAAAAUAACUAUGGCAUUUCCAUGGCAAUAUUAAAUUAGUUAAACAUAA
Messenger RNA from Cydia strobilella, 2319 nucleotides. Its product is annotated as leucine-rich repeat-containing protein 26. The coding region runs from base 105 to 1337 and encodes 410 amino acids. The record is from RefSeq and is a predicted model, not a curated record. The transcript is spliced from 3 exons. Gene Ontology annotation, cellular component: extracellular matrix. Gene Ontology annotation, molecular function: protein binding. NCBI's taxonomy places the organism in Eukaryota, Metazoa, Arthropoda, Insecta, Lepidoptera, Tortricidae.